AUGCUGACCGGCGGACCGACCCUCCGCCACCACGACCCGAUGCGACUCGUCGGCGCGAGGCACCUUCCGCAACUGAUGUCCCUGGAGGACCACGAGCCCACCCUGGUGGAAGGGACCCUGGGGCCGCGCAACUCCACGCCGCCCGGGGAGCAAGGGGCUCCGGGGGGUCCGCAGCAGCAGUCCUUCCCCUGGGUGGCGACCCUGCUGGCCGGCGUCCUGAUCACGACCAUCGUGGUGGAUGUUAUCGGGAACCUGCUGGUCAUCGUGUCCGUGUUCCGGAACAAGAAACUCAGGAAAGCAGGAAACGCCUUCGUGGUGAGCCUGGCUCUCGCCGACCUGGUGGUCGCCAUCUACCCCUACCCGCUGGUGCUGACCGCCAUUUUCCACGACGGCUGGAUCGCCGGCUACAUCCACUGCCAGAUCAGCGGCUUCCUCAUGGGCCUCAGCGUCAUCGGCUCCAUCUUCAACAUCACGGGCAUCGCCGUCAACCGCUACUGCUACAUCUGCCACAGCCUCAAGUACGACAAGCUCUUCUACAGCAACACCAUGUGCUACGUGGUGCUCGUCUGGGCGCUCACCGUCCUCGCCGUCGUGCCCAACUGGUUCGUGGAGUCGCUGCAGUACGACCCGCGGGUGUACUCCUGCACCUUCGCCCAGUCGGUCAGCUCGCUGUACACCAUCACGGUGGUGGUGGUGCACUUCAUCCUGCCGAUCGGCAUCGUCAGCUACUGCUACCUGCGCAUCUGGAUCCUCGUCAUCCAGGUGAGGAGGCGGGUCAAGCCGGACUCGCGGCCGAAGAUCAAGCCGCACGACGUCCGCAACUUCCUCACGAUGUUCGUGGUGUUCGUGCUCUUCGCCGUCUGCUGGGCGCCGCUGAACCUGAUCGGCCUGGCGGUGGCGCUGGACUCCAGGCUGAGCCGGGCGAUACCGGAGUGGCUGUUCACGGCCAGCUACUUCAUGGCGUACUUCAACAGCUGCCUCAACGCCGUCGUCUACGGCGUCCUGAACCACAACUUCCGGAAGGAGUACAAGAGGAUCGUCCUCAUCGUCUUCAAGUUCCACUGCUGAGGGCGGAGAGAGGGUGGGCGUCAACGCGCCAUUUAAAAGAAGAACUUGACCUUGAUGGAGAGAGAAAA
Molecule: messenger RNA, 1136 nt
Organism: Cyclopterus lumpus (lumpfish)
Lineage: Eukaryota; Metazoa; Chordata; Actinopteri; Perciformes; Cyclopteridae
Gene: mtnr1al
Product: melatonin receptor type 1A like
Biological process (GO): G protein-coupled receptor signaling pathway
Cellular component (GO): membrane
Molecular function (GO): melatonin receptor activity
Source: RefSeq, a predicted model, not a curated record